Molecule: messenger RNA, 1965 nt
Organism: Aspergillus wentii DTO 134E9
Lineage: Eukaryota; Fungi; Ascomycota; Eurotiomycetes; Eurotiales; Aspergillaceae
Product: SKN1/KRE6 family beta-glucan synthesis-associated protein
Exons: 6
Coding region: 1-1965 (654 amino acids)
Biological process (GO): fungal-type cell wall organization; (1->6)-beta-D-glucan biosynthetic process
Cellular component (GO): endoplasmic reticulum membrane; plasma membrane
Molecular function (GO): glucosidase activity
Source: RefSeq, a predicted model, not a curated record
AUGGCUGAACAUGAAGACGCGAACCUCCCUCACAUUCAAUUGAACUCUGGCCAACAUGAUCCCUAUGUCGACGCACAAGAAACACUGCCGCCAACCCGCGUCUCCUCGAUUGGUCGAGCCUUGACCCCAGGACUUGCGCGAUCUCCCUCGGAAGCGACCUACCAUACCGUAUACGGGUCUCCCAACCCGGUAGCAGAGUCGUCGGAAUUUCUGCUACCACCUCGACCAUACCUAAUUCAGGAGGAACUUGAGCAACAACGUCGAUCACCGAGAGCUUCGUUAUUGUCGUCACGACGGGAUAGCUGGGGGUCGUUGGCAAGCCUUGAAGGGAGCAGGGCAUAUCCGUUUAGCCCAUAUGUGGAUUCACGACCUGUUUCGCGUGCGUUUAGUGAGGAUAGCGACAUCAACACGCAGACAGUUGCGGAAAAGUAUGAUAUCGUGCCUGUGGAGGGGAGAUUCCCCGGAGAUCCAGAGGACGACGAUGACAUCCACAACCCAGAUCCCAAUGAUCGAGAACGGAAUUGCGACAUAUGGAACCGGAGAGGCGUCUUGAAUGUUGGGGGCCUAAUAUUAAUAAGUGUUGGGUUUUUGGUGCUAUUUGUUGGGUAUCCUGUCAUUACCGCUGUCAUAGGAGUCACAAAAAAGCAUGAUCUCUGUGACCCAGGAGACACCCUGUGCCUGGAUGUUGGAAAACGUGAAUUGCUUUCGAACAUUCGAACCGGCCUCAUUGACCCAGAUACACCCAAAUCGGCCCUAACAAAGACAGCCGAGGAUGGUAAGGAAUGGAAGUUGGUGUUUUCGGACGAAUUUACGAAACCCGGGCGAACAUUCUACGAUGAAGAUGAUCCGUAUUAUCAGGCUGUGGAUAUUUGGUAUGGUGUGACACAGGAUCUUGAGUGGUACGACCCGGAUGCGGUUACUACAAAGGACGGAGUACUCGAGUUGCGAUUCGAUGCGUUCAAGAACCAUGACAUGGAUUAUCGUUCUGGAAUGCUUCAAAGCUGGAACAAGAUGUGCUUCACGGGUGGUCGCCUCGAAGCAAGUAUCUCCCUUCCAGGUUCUGGCGACGUAUCUGGAUUCUGGCCGGGUUUUUGGGCAAUGGGAAACCUUGGCCGGCCUGGCUAUGCUGCGACAACGGAUGGCAUGUGGCCGUACAGUUAUUACGAUGGGUGCGAUGCUGGAAUCACUCCCAACCAAAGCUCAACAGAUGGGAUAAAUUGGCUCCCUGGAAUGCGACUACCGGCUUGCACAUGCGACAGUGCAGAGCACCCAACGCCUGGAAAAUCUCGAUCAGCUCCUGAAAUCGAUGUUAUCGAGGCCAGCGUUCGUCCUCUAAACGGUAAUCCUAACGCGGUCAUCGGGUCCGUGUCUCAGAGUUUACAGAUGGCACCAUUUGAUAUUUGGUAUAUGCCUGAUUAUGAAUUUGCCGCAGUUUACGAUCCCACAAUCACUGAGAUUAACGAUUACCGAGGAGGAACUUACCAGCAAGCAAUGUCGGGGCUGACCAACUUGAACAAUGACUGGUACGAUGGAAAUGAAUACCAAGUGUAUGCAUUUGAGUAUUCUCCAGGGGGAGAUGGGAGUGUUACAUGGUUCGUUGGAGACGACAAAACAUGGACACUUGAUGGCAGGGCAAUUGGACCCAACGGAAAUGUUGGCCAGCGGGUGAUCCCCAUGGAACCGCUGUCCAUUGUCAUGAACCUGGGCAUGGCUACCAGCUUCGCACCAAUCAAUGAAUCCAUCGCGAACUUGAUGCCUGGUUUCAUGCGAUUUGACUACAUUCGGAUCUAUCAAGACCCAGACAACAUCAGCGUUACUUGUGAUCCCCCUGGUUAUGAGACAACCGACUACAUCGCCAAACAUGGAGAGGCCUAUAACAAUGUCAAUAAAACGACAUGGUAUGUCCAGCAUUCCGCUGGUUAUGACUGGCCGCAGAACUCGUUCAUGCAUCAGUGUCAAGGAUAA